Culex quinquefasciatus (southern house mosquito) is the source of this 6343-nucleotide messenger RNA. RefSeq names its product nuclear hormone receptor FTZ-F1 beta (gene Hr39). Gene Ontology annotation, molecular function: RNA polymerase II cis-regulatory region sequence-specific DNA binding; zinc ion binding; nuclear receptor activity. The record is from RefSeq and is a predicted model, not a curated record. NCBI's taxonomy places the organism in Eukaryota, Metazoa, Arthropoda, Insecta, Diptera, Culicidae. Gene Ontology annotation, biological process: regulation of transcription by RNA polymerase II; hormone-mediated signaling pathway; tissue development. Gene Ontology annotation, cellular component: RNA polymerase II transcription regulator complex.
GUCGACGAGUUCAGUUCACGCGCUCGGCGAGAGCGAACGCGUUUCUCGGUUUUAUCUUCCGUUCUUCUGUUGUCCCUUGUUGUGUACCAAUCAUCAUUCUCGCAGCACCUUAACACAAGCAAACAACAACAACACCACUCACACACACACUCACGCACGCACACGCGAUUUACUUUUGUACGACGGUUUAGAGCAACAGUAGUAGGCGCGCAGCAGUGCGAAAGGUGUUGUGUAUUGUGAGUGAGUGACGGCGGCGAGAAUCUGUCAAGCUGACACGAAGGAAAGAGCGAGACGGAAGAAAUUGGGGAAAAAAGAGAGUGCGCUGUGUUUGUGUAUGUUUACUGUUUUUCUAUUGGCUGAUUUCUGUCUAUUGUGCAAUUUUUUGCUGAGUUGUUUUCGCUUAGUGUGUGUGUGCGCGACGCUACGUGACACAAACAAUACACAACACAGCUACAGAAGCCGCGCGCAACGUGAGACAACAAAAGUAGUCAAGGUCGAGCGCGGUACCACUGUCGAGUGUUUGUGUUAUUGUUCAUGGGGAAUAAGAUAACAAAGAGAGUACUAGUACUAAAAUCGUUUGAUUCUGGAAACAGGUUACUUUGAUGAAGGAAGAAGCAAAGAUUUUACGUUCUAUUGAGUAGUUUUCGGCGAUUAUUGAAAGGAAAAUCCAAUCCAAGUUGGCGAUUUAAGUUGUGCAAAAGAGCAGAUUUUCUGCUUCAUCCAUUCACCUCGAUUUCGAAUCCUUCAUCUACCUACCACUACAUUGACAAAAACAAAAAAAAUCAUAAGAAAAAAUCCAAGCAACCCAAGAAGGUGAAACUCGUCGUCGUCGUCGGCUGGAGACAAACAUCGGAAAGGUGUUGUGUGUGCAGAGCAAAGCAGAGAAGGUCGUCGCGCGGCUUGCUCCGAUCGGCACUCUCGCGAAGCGAGAGAAAGAGCAAAGAAAGGAAAGGAGAUCGGAAAACACAACAAAAGCCUGCUUCGUCGAAUGUUGUGCAAAUCGCAUAAAUGUGUGAAAGGAAGAAGCUGACCGACCGCACCAGCAGUGGAUUAGCAGCAUAAACGUCGUACGUGUGUUUUGUGUGUCCAGAAAAGCAGAAGUAAACACGCACACUUACCUGUCUGCUGUCUCUCUCGUUUGUUCUCUUUCUGUGGUGAAUGUUUUUGUAAUGAUGAUGAUGAUGAUGCAGUGAGUGUAUUCUCUCCGCUGAAUGUUAUUGCCGAAGAGGAAGGUCCCGUGUGAUUGUAGUGGUAAAAGCCAGCAGUGUCAAUAAACUCUGGUGGAGCGCGUUUGCGCUGGUGAAAAGAAGCAACAGAAAGAGUUGGAUAAAAGUUGGAACCUUGCUUUCCUUCGGGACCACCGACACACCGCCGAAAACGAAAUAUAUCCUUCCAUGCCGACAGACAUGUAGCGCCCAGGGUUGCAUAAUCUCCUGUUAUUAGCACUGAAAUGAAAUCUGCUUCCAUAUUAUUGUCGUAGCCGCAACCGAGUGUGGUAGUGUGAAGAAUAAUUAUUGAAGCAACACCAGCAGGAUGACAUCAACGGAGUCGCGCGGAAACGUCUCGGUGACGACGAUCAACUGCGAGAAUGAAAAUCCGGCGUCCAGCAGCAGUGCGUCCGUGGGGGCGCCCUUGGGGACGGGAUCGGGAGGAGGGAGCAGCAGUAGUAGUAGUAGUAGCAGUAGCAACAGUAGCAGCACCAGCAAUACACCGAAUCCGUCGACCGGUGGUUCCGGAACAAUCUUCGGGAACGUCGGGAUUCGGAUAACCGUGCCAAAAAUGGAAGAAUCCGAUGAGUCUGAUACGGAACUAUCAAACAUUGAAAAGACAGCAAAGGUAAGCAUGAGGGAUGACAGUCGAGCUAGCAAAGGACUGCCGCGGCCAAUGUCCUGGGAGGGUGAACUGUCCGAACCGGAAGCGAUGAUGAUUGAUAACGAAAAUAGUUCUACGGGAGAUAUGAAGCCAGAACCGCUGAUCGUGGUGGCCAAGGAGGAGCCAAGUGGUCCCGGGAUUACAGAACCGUUAGCGUUGACCGCAAAUCACAGCAGUAGCAGUUCUCCGCUGCCAGGACGAGCAAUCAAACCGGAAGUGGGCAUUCCGUUAAUAAGCCACCAUCAUCACAACAGCGUUGCGUCCAGCUACGCCAAUUCCAUUCCAACUAGCAGUAGUAGUAGCAGUAGUAUUAACGCUAAGAAACUCCCGGACGUGAUCAACCUGAAGUACGAACACGAUAACCUACCGGCGGUACACUCUCCGCUGCUGGUCCGCUCCAAGACGACUCUGCUGCCGGCCAACCCCAGUCCGGACUCUGCCAUCCAUUCGGUGUACACGCACAGUUCGCCCAGUCAGUCGCCGCUCACGUCUCGCCAUGCACCGUACACUCCGUCGCUGAGCCGAAACAACAGCGAUGCGUCCCACAGCAGCUGCUACUCGUACAGUUCCGAGUUCAGCCCGACGCACUCGCCCAUCCAGGGACGACACAACAUGUUCGCGGCGGCGGCCGGCGGAUCCUACAACGGGUCCCCGCUGCAUCACUCAGUAUUAUACAAGCCGAUGAUCGACAACGAACAGGCGCUGAAGCUGGCCGGCCAGGAGGAACCGAUCUUCGACAGCGAACAUCUACCGUCCCCGGGAAUCUCCCGACAGCAGCUGAUCAACAGUCCCUGCCCUAUCUGCGGCGACAAGAUCUCCGGCUUUCACUACGGCAUCUUCUCGUGCGAGUCGUGCAAAGGCUUCUUCAAGCGGACGGUCCAGAACAGGAAGAACUACGUGUGCCUUAGGGGGGCGUCCUGCCCGGUCACGAUCGCCACCCGGAAAAAGUGUCCCGCCUGUCGAUUCGAGAAGUGCCUUCAGAAGGGGAUGAAGCUGGAAGCUAUUCGCGAGGAUCGCACCCGCGGUGGUCGAUCGACGUAUCAGUGCUCGUACACGCUGCCUGGUACGAUCCUGAGCCCGUCCCUGUCCGGCGAGGGCAACAACUUCCCGUACUCGAACAGCCACGGCCAGCGCGGUCAGUACCCGCCGGGCAUUUCCGGGCUGGUCAUCAGCCAGCAACAGAUGAAACUCGAGUGCCAGCAGGACAUCAACAGCAACUCGAGUCCUGGCGGUGGGUCGAACGGCGUGCGACCGGGCGUUCCACAGCUGCUGCAGGUGAGUUUUUUUACAGGCCGGCAGCGCAAAUUAGAGGCUGACGAUCGCUAUCGUUCGCAGGAAAUCAUGGACGUGGAACACCUGUGGCAGUACAACGCCGCCGAGCUGGCACGGCUGAAUCAGCCUGCACCGCCGGUGGAUCGCGCCGCGAUCGCAGCGAACCCGCUGCUCUCCAGUGCCGGCAUCUCGAGCGAAAGCAGCCCCGAUCUGAUCGCGAACCUGUGCAACAUUGCCGACCACCGGCUGUACAAGAUCGUCAAGUGGUGCAAGAGUCUGCCACUGUUUAAGAACAUUUCGAUCGACGACCAGAUCUGCCUGCUGAUCAACUCGUGGUGUGAGUUGCUGCUGUUUUCGUGUUGCUUCCGAUCGAUGGCGACUCCCGGAGAGAUUAAGAUCUCGCUCGGCAAGUCGAUCACGUUGGAACAGGCCAAGCACAGCGGGCUACAGACCUGCAUCGAACGAAUGCUCAAUCUGACCGAUCACCUGCGGCGACUGCGCGUCGAUCGGUACGAGUACGUCGCCAUGAAGGUGAUCGUGCUGCUGUCGUCGGACACGUCGGAGCUCAAGGAGUCGGAGAAGGUACGGGCCAGCCAGGAGAAGGCCUUGCAAGCGCUGCAGGCGUACACGUUGGCCCACUAUCCGGAGACGCCGGCCAAGUUUGGCGAGCUGCUGCUCCGGAUUCCGGAACUGCAGCGCACCUGUCAGCUCUCGUUUCAGGUGGGCAAGGAAAUGCUGACGAUCAAACCCAAGGACGGCGAGGAGCCGUCCUUUAACCUGCUGAUGGAACUGCUCCGUGGCGAGCACUAAGCAGAACUUAACAAGCGCCAAGUAAAAACAAAAAACAGACGAUCGUGCCUCAACAAUUCUAGUGUUUAGACAAGUGUGUGUGGUCCCAGCGCAGCGGUUGGAACCAAGAGUCUGGGACUGAUCAUAGUAGGCGCGGGAACGCCUAACAUCACUCUUCGCUCUCUGUCUCUGUCUGUUUUCCGCUAUCUUCGUUCCGGUUUUUGUUUCGUCGUCCCGAUCAACACGCCCGGCUGUCGUCAUCGCAGCAGAAAAAAAAAUACACUGAGAGAAAAAAAAAACAACCCGAAAUCAAAAGUAACUCUUUCUAGAAAUUGUGAUUUUUACUCUAGACUUGAUAAGUAGAGCGAGUUUAUUUUAUUCUUUUUUUGUAGUUUUAAUCAGAUAUUUAACACAGAUUUUUAUUUUCUCCCUGCGAUUUUUACAUUUGUCUGUUGUAAGAAAGUUUAUUUAACUACUCGUAGUGUAACCUUUGUUUUAUUAAAAUGAAGAUCGUUCAAAACGUACCCCAUGAAGCGCGCAGGCUGAGUCCUGCGGUGGAUCCCUUUUCCCAGAAGAGUUGAUUUUCGUUUUUUAAACCGAUCGAUGAUUGCAAGUACCAACUAAGUUUCCUUAUAGCAGUUUAAGCUCAAGAGCUCAUCGUAAGUUAAUCGUACCGAGUAAUCGCAAGACGAAUAGUGUUGACUCUAUUCGGUAGCAAUAGAAGUUUUCUUACUUUUUAAACCUUACUCGUAAGUGGAUAAGUUUUUUUUAUUAAACUAGACAAAAAUAGCAUUGUAUUGUUGAUUGAUACAAGUCCUUUUUGUUAAGCAGCGCUUUUAAUCGAAAUUGUUUAAGUUUUCUAUCGACUUCCAGUCGACACUGCGAUACAUUCGUGGAAUGUACUCACCGGAGGCGAUUUGAGAACAAGUAGCAAGAGGUAAAUAUUCUAUUGAAAAUCUAUAAAAUAAACUGAGAUAGAGUCGUUUUUAAGGUUUAGAGCUAAGAACAACCGUGUCAUCGCAAGAUCUUCAGAACGUAAACGUAAAUCGAAAAACAGGUGUCAAGGCACGUAACAGCAAAAAAGGUUUCCAAGUUUUUGUAAGGUCCAGAUAUUCCAGGCGAUUCCCUCGAGCCGCUCCUGAUCGAUAUAACGCGAUUAUAUCGAAUCGGAGCGAAAUUGGGAAUCGUUUAUAAAUAUAUUUUACGUGUCAAUUGACAGCACGAGAGACGGAAAAAGUGUGCCUUUUUCUGAUAACAGCAAACCAGACAGAAGAAAACAUUACAGUUUUGGACUAGAAUAAGACUAUUUUUUGUAUAGAGAGAGUAGAGGAAACAAUUUAUCGAAACCGAGAACAACAACAACCGUAAACAGGAAACACACGUCGUAGAAGUGAAGAAAGCCGAAUAUGUAAAACAACUAGUAAGCAUAAAUGACUGAACUUUUUAGUCUAGUGUUAGUUAAACAAACAAAAAACGUGAACAAGCAGAAAUACACAUACACACAAAAAAGAGAGAAAACAAAAAAUCUUAUAUACGUCGUGCGUCUUCGUCGUGUAGUCUAAACCUUUUUGAAACGUGUUUUUUGACAUCCGUAAUGAAAUAAAAAAAAAUUCUUUGAUAGCUGCAAUAUAUACAAAACCCCCAGACAAACGUGGAGUAAUCGGAAGUAGCAAAACAGGAGAAAAAAAUUCCUUAUAUUGUAUGUGGAGUGCAAUAAUAUUUUUUUAAACCAGCAAAUCGUGUGUAGCUUCCAAAAGAAUCGAAAACUACGCGCAGGUAAAUUUAUGGAGGGCAUUUCUAGCUUUCACGAGAAUAAAAGUUUACAACAGCAAGAUUUCCGAGAGAUUGAGACGUUUUUUUAUUUUUUUGCGUAAUUUAUAGAGAGAGUUUACAGUUCGUUUUUGUUUCAGUGUAAAUAUCGUUUCAGAGCAGCCUUUCAAAACGAAUUAAGUUUUUCUUUUUCUCCAAGAAAUGAGAAAUUUGUGAUGAACUAAGUGUAAAACGUAAAUAAAAAAUCUCUAGUGUAAAGUAUCGAUGCAACCCAGAGCAGAAACAUUUAGCAAAAUAUACAGCUACUUAAAGCAAACAAUCGGCAAAACGAAACUGAAUCGAUGAAAAAUUGCAGUAUUUUUAGGAACGUACUUUUUACUCAAACAAAACCCCCUCUCCCUGUUGAAACUCUGCGCAUUGUUUAUCGUUUUUUUUUACAUCUGUUGCAAGUACAUUGCAGAAUUUUAAAAAAAAUCAAAACAAGUUGACGGCAACAACAUUUCAGUAGUAGUUUAAAUACAUUCACGAAAAACGGAGUGAAAAAAAUCCACACACUCACACACACAUACUGUACUUAAACGAAUUUUUAGGUUUAUUAUUUUGUCUCGGAACGUAACUUUUCCUACCCUUAGCAAGAACA